UCAAAGUUUUUGUACUAUUUUGUUCCUUGGUGGCUUAAGUCAGAAACAGUGGAGUAAGGUAGCAACAUUAGCCUCUAACAAGAAAAAUCUCUGCAGACAAAACUUCCCGGCAAAUCCCUCCUAGUGGGCUUUGUGCAAUGCAGUGUAAAAUUAGCUUUCUGUAUAAUGUAACAGAUUCAAACAAAAUAUGCCUGAAAUCUGUGUGAUAUCCAUACUGCUAACAUUAACUUUCACGCAUUCAGUAUCGUUUGUCCUGCCCUGGCAGUGACAAAACUUCAUCUCCUGUUCGACUGAUAGGUUUCCCUUUCGAGAAAUUAAUUACACUAGUAUUUUGUAAUUAAUAUGAGUGUAUUUAACUGACGUUAAAUUGAGAAACACUGUUAGCUGUGUAGCUAGCGCUAACGCUGAGCCUCAACAGCAAGACUGACCGAGCAGAAAGUCGAGAGAGGUGACACCGGUGGAAACUAAGAGCUGUCCGUUUUGAACCGAAGGUCUGGUGCCAGGUGGAGAUGUUCCGCCAUUUGCUGGGGAAGACCUUGGGGUUUGUGGGCUACACGGUCCAGUAUGGCUGCAUUGCACAUUGUGCCUUUGAAUACAUUGGAGAAUUUGUGGUGUGCUCUGGUCCAUCCAUGGAGCCAACCAUUGUCAACAAUGAUAUUGUCUUCUCUGAACGGAUGAGUCGUCAUCUUUGCAAAAUACAAAAGGGUGAUAUAGUAAUUGCAAAGAGUCCAUUUGACCCAAAUAUGAACGUUUGUAAAAGGGUAAUUGGGUUAGAGGGAGACAAAGUCUGCACAAGUGCCCCAUCAGAUGUGUUCAAGACCCACACAUAUGUCCCAAAAGGCCACGUAUGGCUAGAAGGAGAUAACCUUAGGAAUUCCACUGACUCAAGGAGCUAUGGCCCAAUUCCCUAUGCCCUCAUCCGAGGGCGUGUUUGCUUGAAGCUCUGGCCACCGCAUACUUUUGGGACCCUCAAUGAAAGCCCAACCAGACGGAUCAUUAAAACUCAGAGUGACUCAGACUCAGACUGACUCAUCCACUUUGUUUACACUGUACAUUACUUUGUUUGCAAUCAUUUUUGAAUAAAGCUGACAUUUAUUUAAAA
This is a messenger RNA of Xiphias gladius (swordfish), 1102 nucleotides long. RefSeq names its product inner mitochondrial membrane peptidase subunit 1 (gene immp1l). The record is from RefSeq and is a predicted model, not a curated record. Gene Ontology annotation, cellular component: mitochondrial inner membrane peptidase complex; membrane. The transcript is spliced from 6 exons. Gene Ontology annotation, molecular function: serine-type endopeptidase activity. Lineage: Eukaryota; Metazoa; Chordata; Actinopteri; Istiophoriformes; Xiphiidae. Bases 510 to 1028 code for a protein of 172 amino acids.